Molecule: messenger RNA, 2484 nt
Organism: Esox lucius (northern pike)
Lineage: Eukaryota; Metazoa; Chordata; Actinopteri; Esociformes; Esocidae
Gene: srfa
Product: serum response factor a
Exons: 8
Coding region: 429-2033 (534 amino acids)
Biological process (GO): positive regulation of transcription by RNA polymerase II
Molecular function (GO): DNA-binding transcription factor activity, RNA polymerase II-specific; protein dimerization activity; serum response element binding
Source: RefSeq, a predicted model, not a curated record
CAAUGUGUGUAAAUGAACAUGUCCUUAUGUGGAGAGAAUAGUAUGAUUGAUUAGUUGUAAGCGUUAACUGAACUUUUGGCUACUACUUGGCAGAGUUAUCUUAAAUAAUAUGCAAUGGUUAAUUUCUUUUGUAUACACAAUAUAUGGUCAUUCAUUUGUUUGUGUUUUCCCAUCGCGUAAAAAAGAACACGCAGCAGCCCAAUACAGAUAUACGGUACUGUAGGUUUUACUUGUUGCUAAACCCGCUAGCUAGUUAAUGCAAUUUGAUCAGCUAGCUAGCUAGCUAGGUACAGCUCUGGGAGCUGGAUUUCUAGACAUUUUGUAGCAACAAGCCGAUAAAUGGACAGUUUUUAAUUGUUGCCGCCUAUCAACAUCGCUUAUUUACACUGACAGCAGCGGUGCUUUAAAGGCUUGGGGACAGUUUCGGAAUGUUGGGGGGAAACGGGGCAGGAAUAAGUACCAGAGCAGGGGGCGCGCGACCGGGAAAUAGGACUGGGAUGACCGCUCUUCAAGUGAAUAACCCUGGAACGAACGUGAGUGGAGCUGAAAGUGGGAGUUUUGAAGAACGAGUCCGAUCAGGCAAGAUGGUGUUCAGUGGCUCUGAACCAGAGUCCGACUCCGGGGAUGAUGAUGAGACCAUCAGUUCAGCCGGGGACAGAAGAGGGGUGAAGCGAGAGAGAGCCGAGAUGGAAGUCGCUACAUCAGCAGCGACGUCGGUUGGUCAACUAGCGGGAGGUUAUGUCAGUGUUGCGGGAGGUGCAACUGGGGCAAAGCCAGGCAAAAAGACCCGUGGACGAGUCAAGAUUAAAAUGGAGUUUAUAGACAACAAACUUCGGCGGUAUACAACUUUUAGCAAGAGGAAGACUGGCAUUAUGAAGAAGGCAUACGAGCUCUCCACUCUAACAGGCACCCAGGUCCUCCUCUUGGUGGCUAGCGAGACAGGCCACGUCUACACAUUUGCUACGCGCAAGCUCCAGCCUAUGAUCACCAGCGAGACGGGCAAAGCGCUCAUCCAGACAUGUCUCAAUUCACCCGACUCACCGCCCCGCAAUGAUCCGUCCACUGACCAGCGCAUGAGCGCAACAGGCUUCGAGGAGACAGACCUGACCUACCAGGUGUCGGAGGGUGAGGGCUGCAUGGACCCCUCGAAGGACAUGAUGAAGCCAACAUUCACCAUGGCCAGUCUGCCUGCUGGUGUCAACACGCAACCCACGUCAGUGUCCUCCUCUUCAACUUCCACCUCAUCUUCCUCUUCAUCGGUGACGCACUUGCAGAACAGCAUCCCUGCCACAUGUUGGCAGGUCUCGAUGGGCAUUAACACUCACUGUGCCACUAGCAGUGCCAAUGGCACGGAGCUUAAGACCUCAGCCACAUCUACAGGCAUUAUGUUAUCUGGAGGGUACACCCUCAUGUCUGGCACAACGCUUCCACCUGGCACACACACCAUUCCUCUCAGUCAGCUGCCGGCCCUCCAAAGCCCCUUGGCCCAGACCAGCAUUACCACCGCUACUGCAGGGCACACACAGCAGGGCCAGCAGACCACCUUGUUCCGCCUACCUGCAACUGUCUCGCUCACAGGUGGAGGGAUGAGCCAGCAGCUGCAGGCCAUUCAGGUUCACCCCAGCAGCCAGCAGAGUGCAGUGAGCCACAGUGACCUCUGCCACACCACAACCAGCUCCACAGUGAGCCUCCCCACUACCAUCGUCACGUCAUCGAUGCCGUCAACAAUGGGGAGUCACAUGAUGUAUCCCGGGGCCCACACAGUCAUGUAUGCCACACCAACACCCUCGCUGGGCGACGGUAGCCUAACCUUGCUCAACACCUUUCCACAGACAGGCCAUAAUCAGCCCCAACAAGACCCAGGUGCUGUACAGCAGGUGUUCCUUGCAGGACCUCCUGGGACAGUUCAGAUACCAGUGUCAGCAGUGCAGCUCCACCCGAUGGUGAUUGGUCAGCAAUCGAGCAGCAGCAGCAACCUCACAGAGCUGCAAGUGGUCAACUUAGACACCCAACAUCACUCAAAGGACAAUUGACCCGCCACAUCAAAAGACUGCAUUUCCCAGACAUGUAAAUGCCCAAAUGCCAGGGGAUCACUGACACCUUGCCAACAGACUGCUACCCCCUAUUUAUUAAUGACUUUUCACAGCAAUGUUUUUUUUUUUUUAAUGAAUCUAGUAAGAAUAUAAAUACAUUGGCAAUGGUGUUAAAUGUACACAGGAUUCAUGUGUGCUCCAGCUUUUUUACUUAGUAAACAUUUUUGAUAUAUUAGUAUGUUGUUUUCUUUGUCUGCAAGUGUUGUUUGACUUGACAUCCACACAUUGCUGGGGAUACAGCUUCACAUUUUAAAGUUGCUUUUAGUGUGCAUGUUCUGGUUGUAUGUGAACUGAAGAGGAUUUGUUUAUUUUGUUCUUACUGUUGUAUUCCUUUAUAAAUGUAAUAUUGAUUAAUUAUAUUUUUCUACUUUGGCAUGUGGAAUAUGGUAAA